Peniophora sp. CBMAI 1063 is the source of this 312-nucleotide messenger RNA. The record is from the annotation of a GenBank genome assembly. NCBI's taxonomy places the organism in Eukaryota, Fungi, Basidiomycota, Agaricomycetes, Russulales, Peniophoraceae.
AUGCCGGCCUUGCACACAUUCGUGCAAACCCCCUUGAGGCGACGCGCGUCGCCCUGUCGCCCUGGCCGUGCAACAUUCCGGUCCGAACCUCUUGUCGGAGUCGCAGACUUCAUUCUGCACUUUCCACUGGAUCCUUGGACACGUAUCCGGGAGGCGCCACUCACGCAAUGGGGCGCGGAACUGGGCGUCUGGGCCAGAGAAGUGCCUCGGGCGGCCAGCCGUCGAGCCCGGAAUGUCGGUACCGCAGCGGGUAUGAGCGCGCAUUCCCAUCGCGGUCGUGGAGGCGCAUUAGGCGCCCGACGCGCUGUCUAA